Messenger RNA from Apaloderma vittatum (bar-tailed trogon), 1289 nucleotides. Its product is annotated as solute carrier organic anion transporter family member 4C1-like. Gene Ontology annotation, molecular function: protein binding. The record is from RefSeq and is a predicted model, not a curated record. The transcript has 8 exons. NCBI's taxonomy places the organism in Eukaryota, Metazoa, Chordata, Aves, Trogoniformes, Trogonidae. The annotation marks the transcript as partial. Gene Ontology annotation, cellular component: membrane. Gene Ontology annotation, biological process: sodium-independent organic anion transport; transmembrane transport.
GUAUUGUGGUAAAUGGCCUGAUUAACAUUAGUGUUUCAACAAUUGAGAAGCGUUAUGAAUUGAACAGUUCCCUCACUGGCUUAAUCUCUGCAAGCUAUGACAUUGCUUUUUGUGUAUUGUCACUGUUUGUAUCUUUUUUUGGAGAAAGAGGGCACAAACCGCGGUGGCUCGCUUUCUCAGCAUUUAUGCUAGGACUGGGCUCGCUUAUAUUUUCCUUACCACACUUUGGUAGUGGAAAAUACUACUAUGGAGCUAAAGUUGAAGAAACAUGUCAAAUUCAAGGAACGAGCUCUGCUAACCUCACUUGCAGUGCCAGCACAAAGUCUUCACUUCCCAACUAUCUGUAUGUCUUUAUCCUGGGCCAGCUGCUGCUGGGAGUUGGAGGAACUCCACUAUAUACUUUGGGUACAACUUUUAUUGAUGAUAGUGUCCCGAAACACAAGUCUUCCUUGUACAUAGGAAUUGGCUAUUCCAUGUCACUGCUGGGUCCUGCUAUUGGCUAUGUCUUGGGAGGGCAGCUACUUAAUAUUUAUAUUGACAUACAGAUCCCAGAAAGUACAAAGAUGGAUCAAGAUGACCCACGUUGGCUUGGAGCAUGGUGGAUAGGAUUUCUUGCAUGCUUUUUUGCAAUAUGGCUUCUUAUCAUACCUUUCUCAUGCUUUCCAAAACAUCUGCCAGGAACAGCAAAGAUACAAGCUGAAAAAAUCUCUGAAACCCAUAAUGAUGGAAGUGAGAUGUUUGUUGAGACCAAGAAUGUUGGAAAAGGUUUUAAAGACUUUCCCAUGGCUCUCCUGAUACUGUUGAAGAAUCCAGUGCUUAUGAGUCUUGUAAUAGCCAGUUCUUCAGAAGCUUUAGUUGCCACUGGCUUUGCCACAUUUCUACCAAAAUUUAUAGAAAAUCAGUUUGGGAAGACAUCAAGUUUUUCAGCAACUCUUGGAGGACUUGUAUUAAUUCCAGCAGCGGCGCUAGGCCAAAUCGUAAGCGGCAUCUUGAUUUCCAAGUGCAAAAUGGAUUGCAAAAGCAUAAUCAGGUUCAUGAUAGGCACUUAUUCAGUAGCCUUACUAUUAAACACGGUGUUUUUGUUUGCCAAAUGUGGAAAUGAACCUUUCGCAGGUGUCUCGGAAACAUAUAAUGGAACAGGCACGCCAUAUAAUUUAACGGCACCAUGUAAUGCUCAUUGCAGAUGUUUGCGCUCUAUGUACUACCCAGUUUGUGGCAGAGAUGGAGUCCAGUACUUUUCUCCCUGUUUUGCAGGAUGUGCAUCUGGUCUUUUUAAUAACAUGGAAAAG